Ahaetulla prasina is the source of this 3827-nucleotide messenger RNA. RefSeq names its product D-aminoacyl-tRNA deacylase 2 (gene DTD2). The record is from RefSeq and is a predicted model, not a curated record. Gene Ontology annotation, cellular component: cytoplasm. Gene Ontology annotation, molecular function: D-tyrosyl-tRNA(Tyr) deacylase activity. Gene Ontology annotation, biological process: tRNA metabolic process. The transcript is spliced from 4 exons. The coding region runs from base 56 to 562 and encodes 168 amino acids. NCBI's taxonomy places the organism in Eukaryota, Metazoa, Chordata, Lepidosauria, Squamata, Colubridae.
UAGACGCCGCGUUUGCUUUCCUCUGAGUUGCUCGUUUGUUUGUGUGCGUGCGUUUAUGGCUGACCCAAACCCGAGUCCACUGGCUCGUGUGAUAUUGCAGCAGUGUCUGCACGCGCAGCUGCAAGUGAAGCCUGCUGAGCCAGAUUCCGAAGCCAGAUGGGUAGAGAUCCACCGUGGUCUUAUUAUCUAUGUAUGUUUCUUCAAAGGGGCCAGUGAAGAUAUUAUUCCCAAAAUGGUCAAUACAAUCCUGAAUGUGAAAUUAAGUGAAUGCGAAGAUGGCAAAUACGUGUCUGUUUUGGAUUUGCCAGGCAGCAUACUUGUAAUACCACAAGCCACACUGGGUGGUAAAUUGAAAGGAAGAAGAAUGCAAUAUCAUGCCAACAUUGAAAAAGAAAUUGGGCUAGAACUCUAUUCCCAGUUUGUGAUUCAAUGUGAAAAGGAACUGGCUGCUAAUGUCAAAUGUGCAGAAGCUGGUGUAGUCCUGAAGCAUGGCACAUAUGGAAACCGACAAGUAUUAAGAGUAGAUACAAAUGGACCUUUCACCCAUCAGAUUGAGUUUUGAGACAUGUGCUACAGAAGACGCUUCCUGCUGGGACAACAGCCCUGCAGACCAAUUUGAUGCAAUGUGUGGUAUAUGGUCUGAGCACUGACAGGCUGACCCCCUGAUGUGGUCCGGCAGCAGCCUGCGGAGCUGGCCUGGAUGAGGGCUCUGCGUCAGAGACAGAGAUGGGGUCAGGGCCAUCUGGGAGCGAUGCGCGGACUCCGGAGCCUCCAGAGGCGGACAGCAGAGAGGCAGAGGAACAGGAGGAACCUGUUCCUAGUGCACGCAUGCAAAGAGCUGCCAGAAGGCCGCGGUGUGGCUCAGGCUGUAAGAAGCCUGUUAUUAAAACACAGCUGCCUGCAAUUACUGCAGGUUCUAGUCCCACCAGGUCCAAGGUUGACUCAGCCUUCCAUCCUUUAUAAGGUAGGUAAAAUAAGGACCCAGAUUGUUGGGGGGGCAAUAGGUUGACUUUGUAAAUAUACAAAUAGAAUGAGACUAUUGCCUUACACACUGUAAGCCGCCCUGAGUCUUCGGAGAAGGGCAGGAUAUAAAUGUAAACAACAACAAAAAAAAGAGCAGCUAAAGCAAAAAGGAUGACUCGAGAGUAAGGCCAGGAGAUGAUUGGUCCCUCCCAUAAGGCUUAAAAGAGCAGCAGCGGUUCUUGGAUGCUUUGUAGGAAAGCAACGUUGCUACAAUUGUUUCUUGUCUCCUGUUUCUGAACUUUGUUCUUGCCAAGAAAAGCCUUUGGCAGGGUGCCAAAGAAGACAAAGGUUUGUGAUAAGUCUGAAGGACUUUGUUUUGGACUUAAUUUGGACUAUGCUGAGAAUGAAGUAAUUCUCAGCUGUUCUAAUAAAAUAUGUUUGUUUAGGACAGAUUGUGUCUGGUAAUAACUGCUUGGGCAUAGGUCACAACACCCCCCACCCCUUCAACCUCUGCAGCAAUGCUGGCAGCACUCGUACGUCUAUUUCCCAAAGCCAAUCUCUGGAUAUGAUGCUGAGCACAGACACUAAACUUCUUUGGUCGACCAUGGUGAGGCCUGUUCUGAGUGGAGCCUGUCCUGUUAAACCACUGUAUGGUCUUGGCCCCUGUGCUGCAGGUCAUUUUCAGGAUCUUGGCAAUCUCCUUAUAGCCUAGGCCAUCUUUAUGUAGAGCAACAAUUGUUUUUUCAGAUCCUCAGAGAGUUCAUUGCCAUGAGAUGCCAUGUUGAAUUUUCAGUGACCAGUAUGAGAGAGUGAGAGUGAUAACACCAAGUUUAACACACCUGCUCCCCCAUCACACCUGAGACCUUGAAACACUAAACGCAUCACAUGAAAUGAGGAAGGGAAAACGGCUACUUGGGCCCCAUUUGGACAUUAUCAUUUAGGGGUGCACUCACUUUUGUCGCCAGCAGUUUAGACAUUAAUGGCUGGGUGUUGCAUUAUUUUGAGGGGACAGCAAAUUUACACUGUUACACAAGCUACUACUUUACAUUGUAGUCAGUGUUGUCACAUGAAAAGAUAUACUUAAAUAUUUAGAAAAUGUGAGCGGAUAUAUUCACUUCUGUGACAUACUGUAUAUACAAGCACACAUGCACACUGUAUGUACACACAGUCCUAUUAUCUCUAUCCUGCAUGCAGGGGUGAAAUCUAAAAAUUUUCCCUACAGGUUCUGUGGGCAUAGCAUAAUUGGUGGGCGUGGCUUGGUCAGGUGAUCAGGUGGGCGUGGUCAAUAACAAUAAUAAAAAUCAUAAACAAAGUACACAAAACAAUAAGAGAUACCAAAAACCAACUUUCACAUACACACACACAACACAACACAACUGACUCACACACAAUGUAAAAGCAUCUGCACUUCACCCAAAAUGGCCCCUGCAACAAGCAGGAAUCUCACACAGCCACAAAAAACUCAGAAACCAACUUUCACACUUGACACACACACAACACAACACAAUACAACUGACUCACACACAAUGUAAAAGCAGCUGCACUUCACCCAAAAUGGCCCCUGCAACAAGCAGGAACCUCACACAGCCACAAAAAGCUCAAAAACCAACUUUCACACUUUACACACACACAACAUAACUGACUCACACACACAAAAUGCCACAUACAGCUUUGUGAGAUUUUGUGUGUUUUUGUAGUUAGAGUGAAACUAUAGAAACACCAAAUCUCUGAAAGCUGCACAAAAUUUUUAUUAUUUUAUUUUAUUUAUAUUUUUAGAUAAAAGCAGCUAAAUUUAAAACUUCCUUAACUUUAAAUUGCUGUCUAAAAAAAAACUCCUUAAAAAACCCCAAUUAACUAUUUUUUAAAGUCCUCCCCCCAGUUACUUACCCAAUUGGAGGCAGGCAGAUUGAAUUGCUCACCGAGGAGAUGGAUUGCAGGCAGGCAGAUUCAGUUGCUAGCUGAUGCAACUGAUUGCAGCAGCCGAAGGCUUAGCGAGCCCGAAAGAAGCAGCAAUUAGGCAAGCGGAAACAAGCCGAUUGCGUGGGUCUACAAAUAUGCACAUACCCACACACAGAGAGACUACAUACUUCCUAUUACCUCUAUCCUAUCUUCUAUUAUUAUCACAAUGUUUAUUCUACUCUACACUAUUAUUAUCUAUAGAUUAUGAUCUAUAUCAUAUAUGCAUCAAUGGUUCCUUCUUACAGAGCCUAUUAUAACUUUUAUUCCCUUUCUCUGGGAUUUCUUCUUUUUUUCUACUCUAUUAAUGGCCAGUAGGUAGAGCUCUUGCAUCUUACUAAAUUGUGCUUUCUUUUCCUGGGUACUUUCUUUUCCUGGGUACAUAUUUUUUCUGACUAUUCACUGCCUCUGUAGGAAAAACAGAAGGCUGCGAUACUUCUCAGUUUACUGGUGGCUGCAGAGCUCCAAAAACACACCUCACCUCCCACACCUGCGUCAAAAUUGUUGCUUUAUUGGCAUCUCUGUUGUGCUGAUGUGGGGGAAAGGCUGGAAUGGCAGUAGCAUAGGUGCUUGCAAUUUUGAAGACUGCUCUAGCAUAGGCUAGAAAACGGGUGUCAAACUCGCGGCAUCACAUUGCCGUCACAUGAUGUUUCGCGAAACGAGUGGGCGUGGCCUACACGUGAUGCAACCAGGGCCGCCAGUUUGACACCCCUGGACUAGAAGCUGGGGACCAUGAGUUCUAUUCCUGUCUUAGGUAUGAAAGACCGCUUAAUGACUUUGGAUCAAUCAUUCUUUUUCUCUCUAGGAAACAGGCAAUGGUAAAUCAUUUCUGAAAUUGUGUCACAAAAACUUGUCCAGGCAUUUGCCAGGAAUCUCAGAGAUGCAUGUAUGCACACAUACAUUUUUUU